GGUUAAUGCGCGUACCUGAUCGUCUGUCAAACGUAACUUACAUCGAACAUGUUAAUAUCUCUAAUCGUAUUUAUUUGAAAGUUUGACCGCAUCUAGUCAAUCUAGUCAAUUUAAUUCGGUUAUUUCAAUUAAAUGACAUUUCCUUCUAUAAUGACUUGUUUGCUCCCAAAGAAAUUUCCAAAGCACAGCUGUCUUUCAAAUUUGCUGGCACAGUUUCAACCUCUAGGUUUUGUACAGAAGUAUGGAUAUGCCACUGAUGUUACUUUGGACAAGGAGGGACCCAUUGCUCUUUUAAAGGCUAAAGUGGCUAGAGGAGAAUUAAUGAACGAUGAUCAUCAGAUGAAAGUUGCUGAAACUUUGCAAGCUAUUUAUGAAGAAACAAAUGGAUACAAGCCAGAAGAAUCUGGUCUAUUAGACAAAUGGCUUGGUAGAAAAAGGCCACAACCACCAAAAGGAUUAUAUCUUUAUGGAGCUGUAGGUGGAGGUAAAACAAUGUUGAUGGAUCUUUUCUAUGAAUGCUGUCAGAUUGAAAACAAGCGAAGGGUUCAUUUUCAUUCUUUUAUGGCGGAUGUACAUAAUAGAGUUCAUGAAGUAAAGAAAACCAUUGUUCGAGAUGUUAGCAGUACAAAGCUUCAACCAUUCGAUCCGAUACCACCAGUUGCCAGAAGCAUCACCGAAGAGGCUUGGUUAAUUUGUUUUGAUGAGUUUCAGGUAACUGAUAUUGCAGAUGCAAUGAUAUUAAAACGAUUAUUUACGGAAUUGUUUAGCAAUGGUGUAAUAGUAAUUGCAACCAGUAAUAGAGCACCGGAUGAUUUAUACAAGAAUGGAUUGCAAAGGGGAAAUUUUGUUCCGUUUAUACAGAUAUUAAAAAAUUAUUGCAUUGUAAAUUCCUUAGAUUCGGGUAUAGAUUAUAGAUUGAAAACUGGACUUAGCGAUGAAAAAAUUUAUUUCAUUAAAGGAAAAGAUGCGGCAAGUAAGAAUGUAGACAAGGUGUUUAAGUAUCUAUGCUCGAAGGAGAAUGAUAUUGUGAGACCACGUACCAUUUGUAUAAGAGGUCGCAAUGUUAAUUUUCAAAGAACUUGUGGGCAGGUGUUGGAUUCCACGUUUGAAGAGUUGUGUGAUAGACCCCUUGGUGCUAGUGAUUAUCUAGAACUAAGUCAAGUAUUUCACACUGUGUUUAUAAGAGAUGUUCCACAAUUAGAUUUUCGAUUUAAAUCUCAAACUAGAAGAUUUAUUACAUUAAUUGAUACAUUGUAUGAUAAUAGGGUACGAGUUGUUAUAUCUGCAGCUGUACCGCAUACAAAACUGUUUGUGGCAGAAGGUAAUACUGAUUAUACAGAUGAAAAGAGAAUGUUAAUGGAUGAUUUAAAAAUAUCGCAUGGUUCUGAUGAUCAUAAAUCUAAUCUGUUUACCGGGGAAGAAGAGCUCUUUGCCUUUGAUCGUACUGUGUCACGACUUUCAGAAAUGCAAACUGCACAAUAUUGGGAACAAUGGCAACAUCAUAGAUGAUAUUAAUUCAGAUUAGCAGAAAUUUCAGUAGUUCCUUUUUCUAGUACAUUUAUCUAAGUCAAUAAAUUAUAAAUUCUUAGUUAAAUCUAUUGUAACUAAGUAUUAUGUUAAUAUGAAAAUGUUCAUUUUCUUAGGCACGGU
This is a messenger RNA of Colletes gigas, 1650 nucleotides long. RefSeq names its product putative ATPase N2B. Gene Ontology annotation, cellular component: mitochondrion; cytoplasm. Gene Ontology annotation, molecular function: ATP hydrolysis activity; ATP binding. The coding region runs from base 133 to 1509 and encodes 458 amino acids. The transcript is spliced from 8 exons. The record is from RefSeq and is a predicted model, not a curated record. NCBI's taxonomy places the organism in Eukaryota, Metazoa, Arthropoda, Insecta, Hymenoptera, Colletidae.